AUGAUUGCACGAUAUAGUUCAAUUAUACUGGACCGCCCGCAUGCAAUAGCAGAUAGCGAUAUUCUGAUCGGGUUUCCGGCCGAUGCUAAUGAUGAAGACAUUGAGGCCGCCGAGGCUGCUGGGUCCACUACUAACCUGAAUUCCUUUCCUACAACAUCCGCUAGCUCGACCUCAACAGAGCAUACAGAGAUAACGGUAUUUUUGCUCUGCCUGCGCCUCCGACAAAUUACAUCUAAGAUUCAAACACGAUUUCAGCAGAAUUCCGACAGCUCGAGCGGUAGUAGCGAGCAAGACUCGAUGAUUGAAUCGAUCACGGUCCGAGGAAAGAUCUACGCCGAUUUGGAUGAGUUACUUUCUGAACUGGAUGAUUGGCGGCAUUCCGCCCCGACUUUUCCCAAUCCUAGAUGUCUUUUUGAGACCCAGGAUUGGUACGGCCUUCUUCUAAUGCGAGAGAGACUGAUCCUAAUACGCAAGGCAAUUGAUCUUGUGCCAAAAGAGAACAACAUACCUCCACGAGACCUCUGUUCGUUAUGUCUACAAUUUGCGGUGGGAACCAUUAUGGCAUUCUGUCCGCUUUUCGACCAAAAGAUACUUACAUACACCCGAAGCUAUUUCCAAACCUUGUUCACUGCGGGACUAUCCAUCAUGUUUAGUAUAUCUGUAGUGACUGAUCAUGAUUCUGGAACAAUUUCAAAUGCUGCACACGCAUUGGAACAGUGCGCCCGAGUCCUCAAGACCAUGGGCAGAGAGAUACCAGAGGCGAGCCAUAAUGUUACAAUGUACGAAUCGUUGCGGUCGAGAGUCCUGAAGAAUCGAGCCGCGGUAUCAAGACCAGUGAACAAUCCCAGCGAGCAUGUCGAUCAACAGGAUACGGAUUAUCAGACCCAGGCACCACACAACCAGCCUCAGAAUCAGGUCAUAUCGACUGCUUAUAAUAAUAGCCCUCAGCAACCGCUGCUGCUCAACACUCAUUGGUCGAUUUUACCCAACGAAUCUGUGCCUCAGGACUCCUUACUCAAUGAUGAUCUUCCUCUUCAGGAUUGGCUUUCGUGGGAUAUGUGGGAUAUUUGGGACAUCUGGGAUAAGUCCGGACGACAUCCCUCCUGGAAUUUAGAAGCUGUUCCUGGGGAAUAUAUAUGCAGUGAUACACCUUUCCCAGGUCCAACGGAUGACCUCGAGCCAGUGCAUCCUAGUCUUGCUUCGCUCUCCACCCCUUUCUCGUCAUAA
Aspergillus affinis is the source of this 1227-nucleotide messenger RNA. RefSeq names its product fungal specific transcription factor domain-containing protein. Lineage: Eukaryota; Fungi; Ascomycota; Eurotiomycetes; Eurotiales; Aspergillaceae. Gene Ontology annotation, molecular function: DNA-binding transcription factor activity, RNA polymerase II-specific; sequence-specific DNA binding. Bases 1 to 1227 code for a protein of 408 amino acids. The record is from RefSeq and is a predicted model, not a curated record. Gene Ontology annotation, biological process: positive regulation of transcription by RNA polymerase II. The transcript has a single exon.